Messenger RNA from Polychytrium aggregatum, 1261 nucleotides. RefSeq lists its product as uncharacterized. The record is from RefSeq and is a predicted model, not a curated record. The transcript has a single exon. Lineage: Eukaryota; Fungi; Chytridiomycota; Chytridiomycetes; Polychytriales. The coding region runs from base 331 to 1116 and encodes 261 amino acids. Gene Ontology annotation, molecular function: protein binding.
CAUGGCCCGAGGCCUCGAUGUCGAGUGGUGCAGAGCCACCGAUAUCGGGCUUCCCCACCCAGAUCUCGUCAUCUAUCUGGACGCACCACCCACCGUCGCCGCAGGGCGGGGCGGCUAUGGGGCUGAGCUAUACGAAAACGUCGAGCUGCAGCAGAGAGUGUACAACGCCUUUGCUGAAUUGCAGGAUGCGAGCUGGGUGGUCCUCGACGCCAGCCUGCCUCCGGAGAACGUGGCCAAGGAGGUCCUUGUCGCUGCCCAGCGCUGCGUUUCGCUGCCUUGACACGACGACCGGGGUGGCCGUGCGGUGGGGGGUGGGGUCUGCCGCUGUCGAUGUCGUCCGCUUCGUCGCCCCCCAUAAAAAAUCGCAGAUACUCGAUCGCUCUCCUAGUCGCAACUCCGAAAAUGACCACCAUCGCCGCAGACGAAAUCGCUCUCUACCGCCGCUGGCUCGCUCGUCUUGGCCAGGAGAACUCGAGACACGACGACGUCGAUGUCAUCGCCAUGGUUCAAGACGUCUGCAAUUUCCGUUGGGCCUGUGAUCUCUUCCUGCAACACAAACGUGAAGAAGCAUUCCAGCUCUGGUUCCAGAUCUACGACGACAGCAAGGCCGACGUCCUUGGCGACCUCGCUGGAUUCCUGGUCCAUUGGUGCUACGCCGCUGGCGUGGGCAUUGCGAGCGACUGGAACGAAGCCGAGUUCGUCAUGACCGACUGGGAAGGGAAAACCCAGCUCCACCGCGAACUCUUUGAGUGGUGUCAAGAAGGAAAUGGGCGAGGCAACUGGUUCUGCGAGUUCCUCCUCGCCCAGUGCUGGAUCCACAGCAUCGGAGCCCCCAGCUGCAAUCUAGAAUACGCAUCGUCGCUGCUCGAGCAGCUUGCCUUGGAGGGUCGCGCUGUCGCCCAGUGCGCCUUGGCUGACUGCAUUCAAGAGCGAUUCACCAAGUCAAGUGCAGACCAAAUGAUGAUGACACAUCUCUACUUUGCAGCAGCGAACCAGGGGUACGCUGAUGCCAUGUACAAGUUGGCGCACUGCGUGGAGGCUGGUUUGGGCGCUGUCAUGAACCGAGUUUCCUUGCCUUGUAUCUUGCCUAGUUAUCUUGCCUUGUCCUUGAAAUGAACUUUGUAUUUUUAGUAUCCUAAGCCUUGGAUCUAGAAUAAAACUUUGGCUUUACACUUGACACUCUGUGUCCCAGUCCAGUCCCCGCUCCUCUCCCUACGUUCGAGUCUUGUAUUAGGACUCUUGCGCACUUCCCUGCUUGCCC